AUGCCCUAUCAGCUGAUGGACCGGAUUCUCCAUGGAGGGCCGACAGUGCCCAGACCUUUGCGUCCAGUGAAGAGGGUGAAACUUCAAGAAUAUUUAGAUCUUGCCAAAGUCUUAGUUACACGCUUCCCUCGGGAUUCCAGCGGAAGAGCAGCGGAAUUCUUGGUGGAUUUGGCCCGGAACCAUGACCCAGGCCCAUUGGUUCCCUUACCAUGGUUUGAAAGUUUGGGGGAUCGGGAUGAGAUUGUCUUGGGAAACCCAACAGUCCUUGCCCGAGUCAGCAUCGACUUCGACUCCGUCGUCGUAUUGGAUCAGCUGAGCUCUUCAGAGGAGAUCCCCAGAACGGCAGAUGUCAUGUUGGUGGAGAAUGUUCCGGAGUAUGGGACUGAAGCACGCAAUCUAAGCGAUUAUGAGAAGCUCAAGGGCUGGGUGCAAUAUCCGGACCUUACCCAGUACUGUGCCAACGAGCGGGGACGGGGUGAACUGCAAGAUGGGUCCCUCCAGACGCUGACAACCAACAGCUCACUCAUAUACUCCAAGGCACACAAAAGGUUCCUGUCCGCGCAAGAGAUGGUCGCAACGCACAUAUUGCCGACUUGCUCCGAGCAUGCCAGGAAAUGUAAGGCUCCAAUCGUGGAGCUUGAACAUAUGCCGGAAAGUCAUGCUUGCCGAAUGGCAGGCAACACAAUGUCAGUUCCUUGUGUGGCGGCUCUUUUGUUGACCGCCAUUAUCAACUUAAAGUUGGUCUGA
Molecule: messenger RNA, 747 nt
Organism: Durusdinium trenchii
Lineage: Eukaryota; Dinophyceae; Suessiales; Symbiodiniaceae
Source: the annotation of a GenBank genome assembly